Molecule: messenger RNA, 1087 nt
Organism: Myotis daubentonii (Daubenton's bat)
Lineage: Eukaryota; Metazoa; Chordata; Mammalia; Chiroptera; Vespertilionidae
Product: olfactory receptor 1f45-like
Biological process (GO): G protein-coupled receptor signaling pathway
Cellular component (GO): membrane
Molecular function (GO): olfactory receptor activity; G protein-coupled receptor activity
Source: RefSeq, a predicted model, not a curated record
AUGGAGAAAGGGAACCACACGAGCGCCUCUGAGUUCAUCCUCCUAGGGCUCUCCAGCCAGCCCGAGAGGCAGGAGCUGAUCUUCGGGCUCUUCCUGGUCACGUACCUGAUUGGGGCAGCAGGGAACUUGCUCAUCAUCCUGGCCAUUGGCUCAGACUCUCACCUCCACACGCCCAUGUACUUCUUCCUCAGUAACCUCUCCCUGGUGGAUUUCUGCUUCGUCUCCGCCACAGUCCCCAAGAUGCUCGUGAACAUCCAGAGGCAGACUCAGUUCAUUUCCUAUGGUGGCUGCCUAACUCAGAUCUACUUCUGCAUUUUGCUUGCCAACAUGGACAACUUCCUCCUGACAGCCAUGGCUUAUGACCGCUAUGUGGCCAUCUGCCACCCUCUGCAUUACUCCACUAUGAUGAGUCUGCAAACCUGUGCCCUGAUGCUGGGGAGCUCCUGGCUCAUCGCUAACUUCCACUCCCUGCUACACACCCUCCUCAUGGCUCGACUGGAGUUCUGUGCCAGCAAUGUCAUCCCUUACUUCUUUUGUGACCUCGUUCCCCUGCUCCAGCUCUCCUGUUCCAGCACCCAACUCAACCAGCUCAUGAUUCUGCUGGUAGGAGGCUUGAUCGUCCUCAUCCCCUUCCUUGGCAUUCUCAUCUCCUAUGUCCACAUUGUGUCUGCUGUGCUCAAGGUCCCAUCUGCCAGAGGCAAACAAAAGGCCUUUUCUACCUGUGGUUCCCAUCUCACUGUAGUCAUCCUCUUCUAUGGGACUAUCACAGGGGUCUACCUGAACCCCUCAUCUUCCCAUUCAGCUGACAAGGAUUCACUAGCUUCAAUAAUGUAUAUGGUGGUCACUCCCACGCUGAACCCCUUCAUUUACUGCCUCAGAAACAAGGACAUGAAGAGAGCUCUAAGGAAACUGUUCAGUGUAAAGGCUUUAUCCUGUGGGCUAUGGACAGCAGAGUUCCCCCUCAGGAUCUUUAUGCUGGGAAGAGGAGAAUGAAUCCCAGGGAGAGGCUGCACAUACAGAGGGCAGGAGGAACACAGACUUCAUUAUCCUGGGUUGUCACCAUGGCUAUGGCUCCCUAAGUAAUUUG